CAUUAUUACGCAAUACAGCACAGCAUACUAUUUCCAUUUUGGGAAAAAUUUAGAUUUGUUUUAAAGUUUUGUAGUCUAUAAUUUUACCAGAUUCUAACUAUAUACUAUAUAGUAUGAUGAAAGAUCGAUUGUAAGAAACUUUGUAAAAAAGUUGAAUGCCAAUAGAAUAUAAAAAGUUAAAAAUACAAUUUAAUAGGAAGUAAUCUGAAAAAAUUUGAUAAUUUUAGUCGUGUUAAAAAAGACGAAAUAAAGAUAUUAAGGUCAAAUGGCUUUUAUGAUACCAGUCAUGAAAAAUAAUUAUGAAAUAUACAAUGGAGGAAGGUCAAGAAAAAUUUCAGAAUCUUCUGCAACAGAAUGUCAGAGCUUAUCAACAUCUCCUGGUAUUGAUUAUGUGUCAUCAAGUCACCGUAAUCAUAUGCAAAGAAGCUAUUCUUCUAAACCAUUUCCGCGGAAUCAUUCUAAAACAUCUGAAGAUUCUUUCGGGAUUUCUCCAACAUAUUUAAGCUUGCAAGCGAGUUGCAACCCAACAGAUCCUCCAAAAUCUGUCACUUUGCAAAGUAGUCGGAAUAGUUUAGCACGAAAGUUCAACACUAGAGUAAUGGUAGAAAAAUUGCGAACUCUUUCUUUGUUUCGCAAAGAAAAUUCGACAGAACGCUCAUGAAAUAUUUUAAAUGGAAGGCCUUAAAAUGCUGUAUUUGUAAAUAAAAUUAAAUAUAUUUUUUUAAAUGCAUUGUGA
Messenger RNA from Condylostylus longicornis, 736 nucleotides. RefSeq lists its product as uncharacterized. The record is from RefSeq and is a predicted model, not a curated record. Lineage: Eukaryota; Metazoa; Arthropoda; Insecta; Diptera; Dolichopodidae. The transcript has a single exon. The coding region runs from base 266 to 661 and encodes 131 amino acids.